AGAAAGGGUCUCAUGGAGCUCGUGUUGUUCUUAAUAGUCUAGAGAUGACCUUGAACUUCUGAUCCUCCUGCCUUCACCCCCAUUGAAUCUUGUGGUGGUCCCAGCCCCCACCUGGCAGGGUGGGGGCCAUGGAGGAGGAGAAAACGGAAAACCUGUGGCAUAAGAGCUGGCCGGGUUUUUCGGCCCCACAGAUUUAUUCUGAGGAGACGGACAGUACGUCAUCAUAUGAAACUGUCCUUGACAGUGAGUUAGAGGAGGACUACUUCUCCUGCGUAGAGGAUUUAGACAUGGAGGAUGACAGCGGAGAGGCUGAGAUCCAGGAGAAGGGCAGCAUCACCAUCCAGUCAGGCCUCCAUCUGCUCUGUGCCCUGCACCAGAGGGAAGACCCUGAAGAAAAUAUGGGCCCUAGCCCAAGCCAAAGCGAAGUAAUUGAAGACACCAUUGGUGCUCCCCUCAGCCAGGGAUUAGUCCCUGAGGUCAGCAUGGGCACUGGCCCCAGCAGGGAUACUGACUCCAAGACAGGCCAUGGCCCAAGCCAGGGCAUAGACAUUUAUGAAACCGGUUAUUGUGCUCCCGAGAGCCAGAAUACAGUGCCCAAUGUCAGCACGGGCACUGGCCCCAGCAGGGAGAGUGAGGGCACCAUAGGCCAUGGCCCAAGCCAGGCCAUAGACAUUGACAAAACCGGUUAUUGUGCUCCCGAGAGCCAGAAUACAGUGCCCAAUGUCAGCACGGGCACUGGCCCCAGCAGGGAGAGUGAGGGCACCAUAGGCCAUGGCCCAAGCCAGGCCAUAGACAUUGACAAAACCGGUUAUUGUGCUCCCGAGAGCCAGAAUACAGUGCCCAAUGUCAGCACGGGCACUGGCCCCAGCAGGGAGAGUGAGGGCACCAUAGGCCAUGGCCCAAGCCAGGCCAUAGACAUUGACAAAACCGGUUAUUGGAGAGUGAGGGCACCGUAG
This is a messenger RNA of Chionomys nivalis (European snow vole), 956 nucleotides long. RefSeq lists its product as uncharacterized. The transcript is spliced from 3 exons. The coding region runs from base 129 to 956 and encodes 275 amino acids. The record is from RefSeq and is a predicted model, not a curated record. NCBI's taxonomy places the organism in Eukaryota, Metazoa, Chordata, Mammalia, Rodentia, Cricetidae.